Messenger RNA from Rotaria sp. Silwood2, 616 nucleotides. Lineage: Eukaryota; Metazoa; Rotifera; Eurotatoria; Philodinida; Philodinidae. The record is from the annotation of a GenBank genome assembly.
CCGUGACGGAGAAAAUCCAUACCCAUCACAGACUGUGGCAGACCUUUUGAUACAUGAUUUACGAUUAUAUAUCACUAGAAUCUCAUAAGAAUAUAUCAACUGCUUCCUUGUUGUAGUUCUAGAGAAUUAAGUAAGAAAUGAUGAAUGAGUGCGACCCACCGUAUAUCGAAGAAAACCGUAUUCGUGUGACUAGUAACAGCAGCUACAUAGUGUUGCACAUUUUUAAUCCCGCAAGGGAUUGUGCUAACAGCUUUUUUAUCUAUAGUUUUCAUUAAUAAAAAAAUGACCGCUUUUUUUAAAGAUAAACCAAAUCUAUAUAGAAAACCGUCAAAUUUAAAUUGUUGAACUGGCUCAGCCCACGUCAACAGCGACAAUUAAUGUCGCUGAAACAUGUAAUCAGUUGAAGGUUGCAUUGACACGAGUGCUCGAUCAGAAUGGAGAAACAAGACCUGCUCAAAUUCUUAUCGAUCGUCUAGUUGAUAAAGUACGUCGACUAACGAUGGACGCUGCUGCGGAUGUUCUUCGCUUCGUAUUCUAUCCAUUUGGUACACGAACCCUAGAUCAUGCAUCUCAGGUAUAUGAUACAACUCUUUUAAGCUCGUCUAAUCCACAUUGA